UACAGUGCUACCACAUAAUUUUCACUGUGGCGACACUGUAACACUAAUAAAUUGUAUUCGAACACUUCAAACCGUCCGUUACAAAUUCUGGGACAGACCAUGGACGAAUGGACGAUAGACAUAAAAUAAAACGCAAUUGUUUUCGCUGUUGAAAUUUCGACGUGUAGAACUUUGGAAAUCUAAGAGGUGUAAAGAGAGGUUGUUCGUUGUUCACAGAUCACGGCUGAUAUUUUCAGAACAUUUUCAACUAACUAUAGAAGUCACUAAUCAGUAGGUAGCAGGCAUGUCGAACAUUGUAGAAAUUCCGGAUCCCCGAUCGCCUACCGUAGCUUUUGUCAGAACUCCGUUAAGAGUGGUCAAAAUGAUAAUCGACGAAGAAAAUAUAUCAACAGAGACACGAAUAAACAAUGAAUUAUUUGAAAACGCUUUGUCUGGAAAUCUACUGAUUUCAUCACCAAUUGUCAGUAAUACUUUUGAUACAGAUGAUUCAUUCCAUUCAGCAGUUGGUGAAAAUGAUGUUGAACCUCUGAUAAGCAGUACGGAUUCUAAAGGAGUGAAAGACAGUAAUAAGAAAAAUAGGAGAGCACUGGGGUGCAUUAAAAAUCGUCUGAUUGAAACACCGAAGACAGACAUGCGUCGUAAACUUUGGCGUAACAUGGAGGAUGAAAGAGUAAAAAAAGGAAUUAAUAAUGGAGUUGAAAAUACACCACCAUUACCCUUUAUGAACUUGACUGCUUCAGCUCCUCCAAAAUUAUAUAGACACCGCAAGUUUACAUAAGUUUAUUAAUUAAAUUUUGAUUUAUAUCACUAUUCACCAUAUAAUUUCCGAUUUGGCAUUAUACUAUAUCUUUACUUUUUUCCAUUAAUCUAGUAGCAUAAGAUGAACUGAUGUAACCCAUUCUCAUUUUAUUUACAAAUCAAAUUUUUUUACAUCAAUAUUUGUAAUAUACCAGCACUUGUACAUUUUUUAUGCCUUAAAGUCAACAUAAUUGUUGAGGUCAUCAUGUAUUUUUUUAGAUGUAAUAUUUAUUAUAUAAUAUAAUUAUUAUUCUAUAUUAA
Molecule: messenger RNA, 1059 nt
Organism: Acyrthosiphon pisum (pea aphid)
Lineage: Eukaryota; Metazoa; Arthropoda; Insecta; Hemiptera; Aphididae
Exons: 4
Coding region: 284-778 (164 amino acids)
Source: RefSeq, a predicted model, not a curated record